This is a messenger RNA of Rotaria sp. Silwood1, 642 nucleotides long. NCBI's taxonomy places the organism in Eukaryota, Metazoa, Rotifera, Eurotatoria, Philodinida, Philodinidae. The record is from the annotation of a GenBank genome assembly.
AUGGUCAUAAAUGGUACAAUGAUUUGGUUUAGCAAGAAAAAAGUUUUCCAUUCACUUCAAUCAAUCUGUACUGAUAGUACAGCUUGUGAAGAAGAUGUAAACACAACUUAUAACAGAAUGAAAAAUUUAAAAUAUGAUGAAAUUCAAACAAAACUAAGUAAUCUUUUACAUUCUAAUCAAUCAUUUGUUGCCAACCUUACGUGUUCUAACAAUAAUGAUCAAAGUAUUCAAUGUCCCAAUGGUUAUUGUCAAUUGACGCGUAAAGGUACAUCCAAUAUUGAUCGACAAUGUGUUCCUCAGAGUAGUAAUAUCAAUCCAUCAGGCAUAAUGAUUCAAUCAAAUACUGUGGAGGAACCAGAUGCUGAAGCUUCUUUAACUUACGCAUGUACCAAACCAAUGUGUAAUGGUAUAAGAACAGAUGAACAAGUACAAAACUUGUUGGUGCAAUAUGGACUGUUACCAGUAUUAAAUACAAUACCAGUUGUACAAGAAACAACUACAACAACUACAACAACUACAACAACUACAACAACAAUACACACUUCAUCACAACCGAAUGCAGCAAUGACAACAUUACAUCAACCAAUGAUGAAUUUUCAAUGGAUGCUGCUUUUGAUAAUAACAAUUCUUUUAAAAAUAUAA